ACGGCUAGAUACUAUAUGUGAUAUGAAGAUAUAUAUUUUUUUCAAAUUAAGCUUUAAAAAAAACUGCUGCCAAGGAAGCAACAACGAAGCCAGCACACAAAGGAAGUUAAGUCGAGCCAAACACGGAACGUGCUCUUCUUCUACUUCAUCUAUUAGUUCAACAGCGCAUUACUGACACCUGGCGGAGGAUGUGAAAGUUACCCUUUUUCUUCAGAACCGCCCACCCGAAAGUGAAGAAUGCCGUCACGAAUGUUGAUGAGCGGACUUUUCUGCUAAGUGUCGCAGUCCGUUUUAUCUCCACUUUUAAAACAAUGUUCACCACGGAGGUUUUGUGGGGGCUUCAGCUGGGCGGCUUUGUGCAGUACUCGUUCGCUCUGUUUUGCCUCCUAGCUGUCGUCCACAAAGUUAUCGUCCUAUUAAUGCACAUCAGAAGGACCUCUCGAAACUAUGACGCGUUCCCGGGGCCUCCGACACAUUGGUUGUUUGGGAACGCACUUCAGUUUAAACAGGAUGGGACUGACUUUGACUUGAUUGUGAAAUGGGGGUUGCAGUACCCCUACGGAUACCCCAUGUGGUUCGGUCCAUUUGUUUGUUAUUUCAACAGCCAUCAUCCAGAUUAUGUGAAAAGCAUACUGAAAACAACAGAACCAAAAGAUGAUUUUUUCUACAAAUUCAUAAAAAGUUGGAUCGGCGACGGCUUGCUGGUGUCUAGUGGUCAGAAAUGGUUCCGCCACAGGAGGCUCCUGACACCGGGGUUCCAUUAUGAUGUACUGAAAUCAUACACAAGACUGAUGUCGGAUUCAGUCAAAACCAUGCUGGACAAAUGGGAGAUUUAUUCAAGCACCGGCGAGACCUUCGAGCUCUUCGAACAUGUGAGUCUAAUGGCGUUGGACAGCAUUAUGAAAUGCGCGUUCAGCUACGUCAGCAACUGUCAAACUGAGAGCGGAACAAACACGUACAUCAAAUCCGUGUAUGAGCUCAGUUAUCUGAUCAGUUUGCGCUUAAGGACCUUACCUUAUCACAACGACUUCAUAUUCCAUCUCAGCCCACAUGGAUUCAGAUACAGAAGAGCUUGCAAGGUUGCUCACAGUCACACAGAGGCCGUGAUUAGAAAGCGAAAAGAAGCCCUGAACGGGGAAAAGGACACUGGCAACAUCCUAAAAAAGAGGAACCUGGACUUUUUAGACAUCCUUCUCCUUGCAAGAGAUGAAAACCAGCAGGGACUUUCAGAUGAAGACAUACGAGCAGAAGUGGACACCUUCAUGUUCGAGGGCCAUGACACCACCGCCAGCGGGAUCGCCUUCAUCCUCCACACCCUCGCCUGCCACCCAGAACACCAGCAAAUGUGCAGGGAUGAGAUCAACCAGGUCCUGGAUGGAAAGGACAACGUGGAGUGGGAGGAUCUCGGUAAAAUGCCGUAUACAACCAUGUGCAUCAAGGAAUCAUUAAGGCUAUACCCGCCUGUACCGGGAAUUGCCAGAAUAAGUACCAAACCCAUGACUUUUUUUGAUGGGAAGACUUUGCCAGCAGGUUGUUUACUUGGGGCAAGUGUGUUUGCGCUUCACCGGAAUUCAAUGGUUUGGGAGAACCCACAUGUGUUUGACCCACUUCGGUUCCUGCCAGAGAACAUUUCCCAGCGGUCACCACAUGCAUUUGUGCCGUUCUCCGCUGGCCCGAGGAACUGCAUCGGUCAGAACUUUGCCAUGAAUGAGAUGAAAGUGGUCGUGGCCUCGACGCUGAGGAGGUUCCAGUUGAUAGAUGACCCAACGAGGAAACCCAAGCUCAUCGCACAACUGGUGCUUCGCUCCCUCAACGGCAUCCAUAUUAGGAUCAAAGCAGUGAACACUUGAGAGCUAAGCGCCAUUCAUUUUCGACAGUCUUGGAUCAUAAUCCUUGUUAAAAUGGGGCUCCUCUGUAUAGGAAAUCUUCAACCUAACAUAUUGUUUACAUGCCAAUACUAUAUACUAUAACACACUUGCUGAAAUGGAUUAUUUUACUCAACAUGUUUCUGCUUUGUAAUUACAGUAAACCUCGGAUAUAUCGGACUCGGAUAUAUCGGAAAUUCGCUCACAACGGACAGAUAAAAAAGAACCAAUUUUUCUGUAAUGCAUUUCCAAUAAAAAUUCAUUGCAUAUAUCGGAUUUUUUAUAACGGAUUUCGCCUAUUUCGGACAAAAUCUCCAGUCCCGUUCCAAUGCAUUUCCAUUAAAUUUCCCUCGCAUAUAUCGGAUGGCCGCAUCGUGGCGCUCCGAUUCGCCGAAUCGUGACAGGCCGCUAUACAACGUCAUUUGCAGCGUUUGCAGCGUUGCCUGCGCGUCCAGGUACAUUGGAAACAUAGUCAAGGAAGUGCCUUUUUAUAACGGAUAAAAUCCGAUUUACGCAUAUACCGGAUAUAAAUCCGAUAUAUGCGUAAAACGGACAUUUUCCGGUAUACGCAUAUAACGGAUUUCGCUUAUAUCGGACAAAACCAGUGGGAACAAUUGAAUCCGAUAUAUCCGAGGUUUACUGUAUUACAUAGUAGUCUUGUCGGGUACAAUAGCAUGGCAGCAUUCUUUCUUUAAUCACGGAAGUCAACACACUACUACGUAUAUAAUGUAGAUUUUUCCAACAAUCAAGAGGAUGUGAUAUAACUGGAUUCUGAAAAGGCAUUUAUUUACAAAAUAAAUAUAUUUGCCAUAAUUUCCACUGAGGGCAACAUGGCGGUCGAGUGGUUAGCGCGCAGACCUCACAGCUAGGAGACCAGGGUUCAAUUCCACCCUCGGCCAUCUCUGUGGAGUUUGCAUGUUCUCCCCAUGCAUGCGUGGGUUUUCUCCUGGUACUCCGGUUUCCUCCCAAAAACAUGCUAGGUUAAUUGGCGACUCCAAAUUGUCCAUAGGUAUGAAUGUGAGUGUGAAUGGUUGUUUGUCUAUAUGUGCCCUGUGAUUGGCUGGCGACCAGUCCAGGGUGUACCCCCGCCUCUCGCCCAAAGACAGCUGGGAUAGGCUCCAGCACCCCCCCGCGACCCUCGUGAGGAAAAGCGGUAGAAAAUGAAUGAAUGAAUUUCCACUGAAAAGAAUACCCUGUGCAAAAUAUCCACGUUCCUAUUGUCUUCCAAAAGUUUACAUACAUGGAUGUCCUAAGGCAUGUACUAUAGGUCAUGCUUAACCUUCCUCUUGUAUUAGUAUCGGUUUUAAUGCAUAAAAAGAUUCACAUAACAUUUGUUUAUUGCAUCAAGGCUUUUUGACUUUGUCAGGAAACUCUAUUUCAACAAAAUAAAACAAAAAAAAAAUUUUUUUUACUAAUUUUAAAAUGAAAUUAUGACCACUGUAUUGUUAGUGUCGGUUUCGACCCGGUAAUAAUAAUAUGAUUAUAAAGCAAUAUUUUGAGCCAAAACUGAAAUUAUAAGUGUACAAUUAGCCAACACAAUUACAACUAGCUCCUUUUCUCAUAUUGUAAGCUUCAGAGGAUUCUCAUUUUGACCGCUUUUCCAGUAUAAUAGCAGAAAAACUACAUCCAGCCCUGUGAGGUGAAUUCACUCAUUUGACUGGCUGAUUUCAUAUUUACAAUUUGGAUCAUGGAAAGAAUGGCACAUGGAAAGAAGUACCAAAUUUUUGGUGGCCAUUACGGAGAGGACAGACCAGUAUAGCUAUUGAGAUGAGCAGGAGGACUACGUGGAGUAUGAUCCAGAAGACACAGAUGAUGCGAGUCAGAUGAAGAGGUUGCUGGUGCUGAAGCUGUUCUAUAUCCCUCAGUAAUAACCAGGUAACAAAAGAACCUUCAAUGUAUUAAUAUGAUUCUUUUGAGGUUCAUUUUAACAUUUUGGAAAUUUAAAAUCGAGGGGUAUAGCGACAAAAAAAAGGCCUACUUGCCCACACCAAAUGUAUUAAAUGAACAUUUUCAUGGGUGAGGAAGCCUAAGCAAAUUUGAUGGUAACUUAUUGUUUUUAGUGUAUUUUAUAGCUGAUUUAAUACAUGGAUCAAAACCGACCCUUUAACAUAAGAGGUGAUACCAGAAAGCUAAUACAAGAGGAAGGUUAACCGAUGCAGGAUCUCUCGGUUUGUUUUCUGGCUUAAGCAACUUAAACACUGGAUAAUGUGUGACAAGGAGUACUAAGAAGCUGUAACAACUUACUUGGUCCAUGUUUGCUUUCCAAACAAAGCAUUCACACGUUUUCUCAGUCUCUAUGAAGAAUGCAACUCUUUGACAGGAACCAAUCAUGAGCGAUGAGAAAAGUCGCAAUGAGCUUUUAAACCUAUUGGGAAUCACAGGAUGUCAUUACUUAAUAAAACAACAACAACCAAAGAAAUAUACAAGACCAGUACCAUUAUCUCAAAAUUAGUCCCACCAGAGUACUUCAUUAGCCAAUGGCUGCCAUGCUGAGUUCAUGAGCUUCCUCUAGUGGCCGGCGGCACUGCUUCUUAGUAGUUCUUGCAGUAGGAGACAAUGUCAUUGCAUGUUUUUAAUUACCGUAUUUUCUGGACUAUAAGUCAUACUUUUUUUUUUCAUAGGUUGGCAGUUCCUGCGACUUAUAAUUCACUAUUUUGACGGUUACUAUGGUACCCGUUAUGUCAUUAUAUGGUCCUGUCACCUUGUACUUCGGUACAUGACAAAAAAAACAAACGUAAAUUAUAUCAGAAAGCAGGAAGUGAACAAAUGUAACAGUUACUGAUUGUAAAAGCACCAGAUGGAGGGGUAGGAUUUAAUAAGCUUUGCUUCUUCCGACUCCUUUCGGACAUGAGGAACUGUGAACUGAUUAUGUGAUGCAUUCAAUUGUAAUCUGAUGCAUGUUCAAAUGAAAUAAAACCAUUACCAUUACCAUAAAUGAAAAAAACUGUUUAUGUUACAUAAAGACUGGACACCUUUUCUGUUCAUGUUUAUUUUUUGUGUAGCUGAAUAACCAUCUUACCUAUUCUGCCUGUUCUCUAUUCUUUUAUUGUUAGAAUUCGCCUUCUGUUUUGGUCAAGUCCGCAAACCUGCAAAAAGUGCGACUUAUGUAUGUUUUUUUUCUACCUAAUUAUGCAUUUUUGGCCUUGUGCGACUUAUACUCCGGAGCGACUUACAGUCCAUAAAAUACGGUAAUUACAAUCAUAAACGUUUUUUUGAAAUACACUGCUGAAAUACAAACUUUCUUGCAACUUUUCAAACAUGCUUCAAGCAUGAUAUGUCACCCUCUUUCUGCUCCGGAAGCCUCGCCCCACAUAACACACACAAUUUGCCUGUGUACUGUGCCUUUAAGAGGGAGAGAAUCUACAGUAGACAGGUUAUGAGAAAGAAAUAUGACAAAGUUGACACAAAGUAUAUCUUAAUAGGAUAACUUUGCCUCUGAAACUCUGUAAAUUUAUAAGAAACAGGCAAAAAAUUUGUUUUUAUGAAAGAAUAUGCAACAGAAUUUUGAAUUUUUGCUCCAUACUAGGAGUGGUUAAUUAAAUUGUGUUCUUUUUUUGGAGAAAACCGGCAUCGCGACUGUGUGUCAGACGGUGACCUGUGGCGUUGCAAGUACGGGAAGUGCAAACUUUGGUUUCAUAAAAUGUUGCCAAUAUCUUCUCAACACAUGCUUAGCUAAUCAUAGCACAUGAACUGCGACAGAUUCAGGCCUAACGACUGGACCUAUGGCAAUUGUACGUUAUCGCUUUCCAACUAACUGUUCCCCUGCUAGUCUAUUGAACGUUAAUUUUAAUAAAUUGGUAUCUAAAUUGUUGACCACAUGUCU
This is a messenger RNA of Doryrhamphus excisus (bluestripe pipefish), 5688 nucleotides long. RefSeq names its product cytochrome P450, family 4, subfamily T, polypeptide 8 (gene cyp4t8). NCBI's taxonomy places the organism in Eukaryota, Metazoa, Chordata, Actinopteri, Syngnathiformes, Syngnathidae. Gene Ontology annotation, molecular function: oxidoreductase activity, acting on paired donors, with incorporation or reduction of molecular oxygen; heme binding; iron ion binding. The record is from RefSeq and is a predicted model, not a curated record.